Molecule: messenger RNA, 1766 nt
Organism: Selaginella moellendorffii
Lineage: Eukaryota; Viridiplantae; Streptophyta; Lycopodiopsida; Selaginellales; Selaginellaceae
Product: adenosylhomocysteinase 1
Exons: 4
Coding region: 133-1590 (485 amino acids)
Biological process (GO): L-methionine cycle
Cellular component (GO): cytosol
Molecular function (GO): adenosylhomocysteinase activity
Source: RefSeq, a predicted model, not a curated record
AUAACAAAAAGGGUUUCACGGGAGUGAGGCGACCUCGUUCUUUCAGGCUCUUCCAAGGCGGCGGCAGCGGCAUUCGACGCUCUCGCAGCUCAGAUCUCUCUCGAUCUCUCUCGAUCUCUCGGCGCUAUCAAGAUGGCUCUAUCGGUUGAGAAGACUGCCGCCGGGCGCGAGUACAAGGUCAAGGAUAUGUCCCAGGCGGAUUUUGGAAGGCUGGAGAUCGAGCUCGCUGAGGUCGAAAUGCCGGGCCUUAUGGCCUGUAGAACCGAGUUUGGCCCCGCGCAGCCAUUCAAGGGAGCUCGGAUCACUGGCUCGCUCCACAUGACGAUUCAAACGGCUGUUUUGAUCGAGACUCUCACGGCCCUUGGUGCUGAGGUUCGCUGGUGCUCGUGCAACAUCUUCUCCACCCAGGACCACGCUGCUGCCGCGAUUGCUCGUGACAGCGCCGCGGUGUUUGCAUGGAAAGGGGAGAACUUGCAGGAGUAUUGGUGGUGCACUGAGCGUGCUCUCGACUGGGGUGUUGGCGGCGGCCCAGAUCUCAUUGUCGACGAUGGUGGCGAUGCCACUUUGCUCAUCCACGAGGGUGUCAAGGCCGAGAAGGAGUUUGAGAAGAAUGGAACGCUGCCGGAUCCGAGCUCCACCACUAACCAGGAGUUCCAGAUCGUUCUUGGUAUUCUCAAGGAGGGCCUCCAGGUCGAUCCCAAGAGGUACCACAAGAUGAUGGAGAGGCUUGUUGGUGUUUCUGAGGAGACCACCACUGGUGUCAAGAGGCUCUACCAGAUGCAGUCGAAUGGAUCGCUGCUCUUCCCGGCUAUCAAUGUCAACGAUUCAGUCACCAAGAGCAAGUUCGACAACCUUUACGGCUGCCGACACUCUCUCCCUGAUGGACUCAUGCGAGCAACUGAUGUGAUGAUCGCUGGGAAGGUCGCAGUCGUCGCUGGAUACGGAGAUGUCGGCAAGGGUUGCGCCUCAGCAAUGAAGGCCGCUGGAGCUCGCGUCAUUGUGACCGAGAUUGAUCCAAUCUGCGCUCUCCAGGCUCUGAUGGAGGGUCUCGAGGUGCUGACUCUGGAGGACGUUGUCUCGGUGGCUGACAUCUUCGUGACAACCACUGGAAACAAGGACAUCAUCAUGGUGGACCACAUGAAGAAGAUGAAGAACAACGCCAUCGUGUGCAACAUUGGUCACUUCGACAACGAGAUCGACAUGCUGGGCCUUGAGACAUACCCCGGCGUGAAGAGGAUCACCAUCAAGCCUCAGACCGACCGCUGGGUGUUCCCGGAGACAGGCACCGGGAUCAUCGUCCUUGCCGAGGGUCGUCUCAUGAACUUGGGCUGCGCGACCGGGCAUCCCAGCUUCGUCAUGUCCUGCUCUUUCACGAACCAGGUGAUUGCGCAGCUAGAGCUGUGGAACGAGAGGAAGUCCGGCAAGUACGAGAAGAAGGUCUACGUUCUUCCGAAGCACUUGGACGAGAAGGUGGCGGCGCUGCAUCUGCCCAAGCUGGGUGCCAAGCUGACCAAGCUCUCCGCCGACCAGGCCGCGUACAUCAACGUUCCAGUGGAAGGUCCAUACAAGCCCGCCCACUACCGCUACUAGAGCGAGCGCGCGUCUCUCCCCGGAUCGAACGGGAGGAACCGGGAGGUACUCGAGCAAAAAACUCCGAGCUUUUAAUCCUUUUUCGUUCGUUACUAUUUCUUACGAGAGUGGCAAUGCCAAGCUCUCGCGUUUUGUCUCACUAAAAGUUUCUUAAAAAUAACGAUGUUUUGGGCUAA